GCAAAUAAUGGCGGCGCUACAACAAAAACAAGAUAACACAAGCAGCGUGAGUCACGGACGUCGUAGAAGAUUUGAAAGGCAUAGAAUCAUCUAUUCACAAUCAAACACAUUGGAACGCCAUAAGCGAAGCCAUCGCACGACAGAAAAACGCGAAAGUGGCGAAGAUAGUUGGUGCUGCCGAUGAUAUCGCGCUAGAGGUGAUUUAGCGGAUGUUGCGAGCGUCAGCAAAACUGAGAUGGUAUUAAUACAGGACUGGCUAGGUUCAAUAGGUCUACAACUCGGCGAGAACAAGACGGCCGCGGUGCUGAAGUCGCGCAUAAAGAAAGUCGAACAAGAGCGCAUAAAACAGGCCAAUAUUUUGGUCGAAGCUAAACCAGAGAUCGGUUAUUUAGGGCUUCUACUGAAUACGAAGUUGAAAUUUAAACAUCAUUUACAAUAUGCCGAUUACUUGGCGCCGUUCUCAAAUGCCCAAGGACUAAAGAAAAUGUUAUUGGGGUUGAAUGUGUCGACAGCAGCGCUAAUUUACCCAUCUACAGGGCCUGAUAACAAUUUGAAAUUAAUUGUGGAGACGAAUUACGUCGUCGAAAGAAGAUUACUUUCGGACAAACAGACGGAUAAUGAGGAAAUGCUGCAGAUAGCUGGGGAAAGGGGAGGUGAUUGUUUGGAUGUUGUGUCGAUCGAUGAGCGCAAACAUUGGAGAAUGCGGCGGGCAGAGAGUCUGCCGGAUGUUAGUGAAUUGGAAAGUGUAGCUAAUUGAUAGCUGUUAAGGUGAAGGAUAAAUAAAUUAAAUAUAUAGGAAAAACAAAUAAAAAAAGAAAAUUAAAAAAAUAAUAAUAUUUAUUAGUUUAUAAAUUUAUAUGAUAAAUUAAGACAUAAUAUAUAGUCACAAUAUCUACAUAUAAUCUAAAGCAAAGCAGAAAGGACCUUUCAACUCACUUUCGCUCCUCUUGUUCGCUCUUAAGCAGUUCAGUUAUUAUUUGUAGUGCACUAUAUAUGUAGAAAUGUAAGUGUUUAUGCACCCUAUGUG
Zeugodacus cucurbitae (melon fly) is the source of this 1027-nucleotide messenger RNA. RefSeq lists its product as uncharacterized. NCBI's taxonomy places the organism in Eukaryota, Metazoa, Arthropoda, Insecta, Diptera, Tephritidae. The record is from RefSeq and is a predicted model, not a curated record. The coding region runs from base 236 to 757 and encodes 173 amino acids. The transcript is spliced from 2 exons.